AGGUCAUUAAAGGCAAAUCCCAACAAAAACCUUCCCUUCCUAAUUCCUAAUUCUUUCUCUCUCUCUUUUUCUCUCUCUCCGCCUCUAUUUUUUCUCUCUCUCUCUCUUAUAUUACGGGAGAGAGAUGAUCUGAGAAACUGAACACAAACGGCGUAACGGACUUCUUAUAACCCCGUUUACGCCUUCCCUAAAACCAUCCUUCCAUUAAGUCACGUGCUCUUCUUCUCUUUUAACAAUAAUUCUUAAAUUUUUUAUUUUUCUUUUUAAAUGGCUUUGCAGCAGCUUAGCCUUGGCCCAACUCCUGUUGACGGCGUCACUAAUGGCGUUGACGUCCGGCCGAUGUCAACUGACGGCGGAGACGACGGCAGCAAAACCCCCAGGCUUCCCCGUUGGACCCGCCAGGAGAUCCUCGUCCUCAUACAGGGGAAGAAGGUUGCUGAGACGAGGGUUCGCGGCGGCCGGGCUGCUAGUCUCGCCUUUGGUUCCGGUCAGGUCGAGCCAAAGUGGGCCUCUGUUUCUUCCUACUGCAAGAGGCAUGGAGUCAAUCGUGGUCCGGUUCAGUGUCGGAAGAGAUGGAGUAAUUUGGCUGGUGAUUUCAAGAAGAUCAAGGAGUGGGAAUCCCAAAUUAGGGAAGAUACUGAAUCCUUUUGGGUUAUGAGAAACGAUUUGAGACGCGAGAGGAAAUUGCCAGGGUUUUUCGAUAGAGAGGUUUAUGAUAUUUUGGAUUCCGGUUCAGGUCCUUCGCCGUCCCCUGCUUUGGCUCUCGCUCUUACUCCUGUUCCUCUUCCUGCCCCACCCCCCGCUCUCAAUUCCGAUGACGGAAAACCCGACGCCGAGCCGGAACACGUCUUCGACAGUUCUAAAACUGCCGCCGCUGAUGAUGGUUUGUUUUCCGAUUUCGAACAGGAUGAAACUAGCCGGAGCCCCUUGAAGGAAGUCGCCGGGAAGGAGGUUCCACCACCGACGGCCGAUGGGGCAAUUCCUGCUCCGACGCCUUUAUCAGAGAAGCUGUACCAACCUGCUGGUCAAGAUUGUCCAGACCAAGGCACAACAAAUGAAAAAGAAGCAGCAGCAAAUCCCGAGAUAGGAUCGACGUCGUCACAAGAGGGACGUAAACGAAAGCGUGUUGCAUUAGAUGGGGAUGAGGAAACCAUCCUGCAGGAUGAAUUGAUUGGAAUCCUUGAAAAGAAUGGGAAACUGUUGACUGCCCAACUCGAAGCUCAAAACAUGAACUUCCAGCUGGACCGAGAACAGCGAAAGCACCACGCAGAUGGCUUAGUCGCGGUCCUUAACAAACUCGCAGACGCUCUAGGCAGGAUCGCGGAUAAGCUGUAGAAAAGCAGUGAAAUGGAGAUGAGUAGAUGUACAUAAGCAACAACAUUUUUCUCUCCUGGAGUAAUGAUAGACACAUAAGAUAUAGGUGGUAGCAGAGACAUUGAUGGAUGAGGAUUGAUUGAUUGAUUGAUUAGUUUCAAGGUUUUUCUCUUCUCUCUGCCAUUUCUAGUUUAAGACUGCCUUUAUGACCAAUUAGUGGAGAGUUUAGAAAUUAUAGGGUUCCCCCAUACACAGAUAAGAAGGAUAUAGAAACUGAAGAGUUAUAUUUUACCACAUUUUCUGUCCUGCUUUUUUCUUCUUCUUCUUCUUAUUAUAUUUCUACUUUUAUACGGAUUGCAAUAUUUGUAAAUCUUAUUAUUUAUUUUCAUAAGUUGCAUUGCUGAAUA
Molecule: messenger RNA, 1721 nt
Organism: Benincasa hispida (wax gourd)
Lineage: Eukaryota; Viridiplantae; Streptophyta; Magnoliopsida; Cucurbitales; Cucurbitaceae
Product: Homeodomain-like superfamily protein
Source: RefSeq, a predicted model, not a curated record